This is a messenger RNA of Microdochium trichocladiopsis, 1176 nucleotides long. RefSeq names its product 2-nitropropane dioxygenase. The record is from RefSeq and is a predicted model, not a curated record. Gene Ontology annotation, molecular function: nitronate monooxygenase activity. Bases 1 to 1176 code for a protein of 391 amino acids. The transcript has 5 exons. NCBI's taxonomy places the organism in Eukaryota, Fungi, Ascomycota, Sordariomycetes, Xylariales, Microdochiaceae.
AUGGCCGCCACUCUAAUGAGGAGGUGGUUCCCAACCACGAGCCAUCCCCUGGUCAUCAGUGCUCCCAUGGACUUCGUCACCAACGCGAGGCUAGCCACCGAGGUGACCAAGGCUGGCGGACUAGGCUUCAUUCAAGGAGGCCGAGACUUUAAGCCUGGUUCCGCACUCGUGACGAAGACCCUGGACGAGCAGCUCACCACCGCGCGCAAGCUCUUGGCAGGGCAUCUCGGCAGCGCCAACGGGUGCAACUCCUCGGCCACACUUCCCCUGGGUGUUGGAUUCGUCGCGUACGACGCAUCCGCCGUGGAGCACUUCAACUCGACGACACUGCCUAUCCUCGCCAGGCACAGGCCAUGUGUUGUAUGGCUCUUUGCACCAUCACCCGAGCGGCCAGGCACGAUCCGCAAGAUUGUCGAGGCGCUGCGGCAAGCUGCUGCUGUUGCUACUGCUGCUGCUCUCUCCAGCGGAUCUUCGGGAGGCGAUGGCGGGGAUCGCGAGGUCUUGGGACCAUGGGACUUGCAUAUCGCCGUGCAGGUCGGUACCGUGGAAGCGGCGCGUCAGGCGGUCGCAGACGGCGCGGACAUCAUCGUGGCCCAGGGAGUGGACGCCGGAGGGCACCAGUUUGCCAGUGGUGCAGGCAUCGUCAGCUUGGUGCCAGAGAUUGCGGACAUGCUCUCCAGCAUGACGGAGGACGGCAGGAGUGAUGGCGGGACACGCGAGAUCGCCUUGUGGGCUGCCGGCGGUAUUGUCGAUGGCCGUGGAGUUGCUGCUGCUUUGGCGCUAGGCGCAGACGCAGCGGUUUUGGGCACGAGGUACAUGGUCGCCACCGAGUCGGAUGCGCAGGACUUUAAGCGGCAGGCCAUCCUGUCCACAUCAGAUGGCGGCCAAAACACGGUAAAAGCAUAUAUCCACGACCACGUUCAAGGCAACCACUCCUGGCCUGAAUUCUACGAUGGCCGAGCCAUUGUGCACCCGUCCUACACUGACCACGUUGGCGGAUUGUCUCUGGACGAGAAUAAAGCAAUGUUCAAGAAGGCUAAGGACCGUGGAGAAGUUUCGAGAAUGGUCACCUGGUCUGGCACGGGUGUCGGUCUGGUCAGAGAAGAACUGCCUGCGGCAGAGAUCACUCGGAAAGUGCGAGAGGAGGCCGCCAAGGUCAUGAAAGGACUUCGAUGA